AUGCCGAACAUUGGAAGUGGGAAGGGACUGGCGAAUAUUGAGACUCAAAAGAAUGAGCAGAACGUGGUUUGCGACGAUGAGAAAAGUGGUCCAACGGUGAAAGCUCAAACAAUUGACGAGCUUCACUCGCUGCAGAAGAAGAAGUCUGCACCCAACACUCCCAAAGGCUCUCAGCCUGCCACUUUCUUUUCCCUUGCUGAGGAUCAUCGCCACCAUCAGCAGCUACAGUCCAUCAGUGCAUCUUUGGCGUCCCUGACAAGAGAAAAUGGACCCAAGGUAGUGAAAGGGGAUCCAGAUAGGAGGUUCGAAGGCUCAAGGGUUUCUCACGUACCGCACCACCGUGUCACACCCACCAUUGAUGUCAGCGACAGCGCCUUGAAGUUCACACAUGUCCUCUACAACCUCUCCCCCGCAGAACUGUAUGAACAAGCGAUCAAGUAUGAGCAAGGAUCGUUCAUUACUUCGACUGGGGCGUUGGCCACUCUUUCUGGGGCCAAGACGGGUCGGUGUCCCAGAGACAAGCGUGUGGUGAAGGAUGAUAUUACUGAGAAUGAGCUUUGGUGGGGAAAGGGUUCCCCUAACAUCGAGAUGGACGAGAACAGUUUCUUGGUGAAUAGAGAAAGAGCCGUCGAUUACUUGAACUCUUUGGAUAAGGUAUUCGUGAAUGACCAAUUCUUGAACUGGGACCCAGAGAACAGAAUCAAAGUCAGGAUUGUCUCUGCCAGAGCUUACCAUUCCUUGUUUAUGCACAACAUGUGCAUCCGACCCACCCCAGAAGAGCUUGAAAAUUUUGGUACACCGAAUUUCACUAUUUAUAAUGCUGGACAGUUCCCUUGCAAUCGUUACACUCACUACAUGACAUCCUCUACUAGCAUAGAUCUUAAUCUUGCUAGAAAGGAAAUGGUCAUUCUUGGGACACAGUAUGCUGGGGAAAUGAAGAAGGGUCUUUUCAGUGUCAUGCAUUAUCUCAUGCCUAAGCGUCAAAUCCUCUCCUUACACUCUGGCUGCAAUAUGGGCAAAGAUGGGGAUGUGGCUCUCUUUUUUGGACUCUCAGGUACCGGAAAGACCACUCUGUCCACGGAUCACAAUAGGUAUUUAAUUGGAGAUGAUGAACACUGUUGGAGUGAGAAUGGCGUCUCAAACAUUGAAGGUGGUUGCUACGCCAAAUGCAUUGAUCUCUCUAGGGAGAAAGAACCUGACAUCUGGAACGCAAUCAAAUUUGGUACAGUCUUGGAGAAUGUUGUUUUUGAUGAGCAUGUACGAGAAGUUGAUUACACCGACAAUUCCGUUACAGAAAAUACUCGUGCAGCUUAUCCAAUUGAGUACAUUCCAAAUGUAAGGUUACCAUGUGUUGGUCCACACCCAAAAAAUGUCAUUCUUUUGGCAUGCGAUGCAUUUGGUGUGCUUCCACCAGUGAGUAAGCUAAGCCUGUCGCAGACCAUGUACCAUUUCAUCAGUGGAUACACAGCUUUGGUGGCAGGCACAGAGGAGGGUAUAAAGGAGCCACAGGCAACAUUUUCAGCUUGUUUUGGUGCAGCAUUUAUAAUGCUACAUCCCACAAAGUAUGCAGCCAUGCUUGCUGAAAAGAUGCAGACGCAUGGUGCUACUGGAUGGCUUGUUAACACUGGUUGGUCUGGUGGAAGCUAUGGUUAUGGAAGUCGCAUUAAACUAUCCUAUACAAGAAAAAUAAUUGAUGCUAUUCACUCUGGAAGCCUCUUGAACGCAGAGUACAAGAAGACUGAGAUUUUUGGACUUGAGAUCCCCACUGAAGUGGAGGGAGUCCCCUCUGAAAUCCUGGACCCUGAGAACACAUGGUCAGACAAAGAAGCCUACCAAGAAACAUUGUUGAAGUUGGCUGCAUUAUUCAAGAAUAAUUUUGAAACCUUCACUGAUCACAAAAUUGGCGAGGACAACAAACUGACAGAAGAGAUUCUUGCAGCUGGUCCAAAUUUUUAG
This is a messenger RNA of Abrus precatorius (Indian licorice), 1956 nucleotides long. Its product is annotated as phosphoenolpyruvate carboxykinase (ATP)-like. NCBI's taxonomy places the organism in Eukaryota, Viridiplantae, Streptophyta, Magnoliopsida, Fabales, Fabaceae. The record is from RefSeq and is a predicted model, not a curated record. The coding region runs from base 1 to 1956 and encodes 651 amino acids. Gene Ontology annotation, biological process: gluconeogenesis. Gene Ontology annotation, molecular function: phosphoenolpyruvate carboxykinase (ATP) activity; ATP binding. Gene Ontology annotation, cellular component: cytosol. The transcript is spliced from 12 exons.